GACCUUGACGGAUUCCGUAGUUGUCGUGACGGCGUGUGUAUAUGCGUGCAUCAGUGAAGCGAUAAUAUAGUUAUUGAAGGCAGCGCGUUUAAAUAUAUAAGAUAUCCGUAUUCUUUGAUAAAUAAUAUUUAUUUUAAUUAAAAUGGUAACUCUUUAUUACAUAGCUUAGCUCGCUACUCGCUAACCUGCUAGCUGAACAUGUUGACCUUAGAAUAAGGUUAACGUGUGUCACGAUGUUGGGCGCAUUGGCAAGAGUGAACGGCCCCCGUUGGUGUUUUUCGGAAACACUUUUAAGAUUUAUAUUAGGAAAAGAGAUAGGAAAAGACAACCCGAGCCUGUUCAGUCAUAGCGGCUCUAACGUUUCAGCCGCCUGGAGACGGACGGGCGUCAGAGACGUCUGCAGCUCCUGCGCGCUGCGCACCAAACUCCGAGGAAACCCGAAGAAAGGCGAGCUGUCAGAGAAGAAGCUGACCCGUCACUUUGUGGACCAUCGCCGCGUGAAGCUAGUGGCCGGCUCCGGUGGGAAGGGCGCCUGCAGCUUCCACAGUGAGCCCAGGAAGGAGUUUGGUGGACCGAAUGGAGGGAAUGGAGGUGAUGGAGGAAGCAUCAUCAUCAAAGCCAACAAGUUUGUCAAAUCCUUGGCACAAAUCUGUCCGGUUUACAAAGCAGAGAAUGGGCACUCAGGGAGUAGUAAGAACUGCUAUGGCAGAAACGGAAGUUCAACCUAUAUUUGUGUGCCGUUGGGAACGGUGGUGAAAGAACAGGGCAAGUCUAUAGUGGAUCUUUCUGAGCAUGGGCAAGAGUAUCUAGCUGUGUUCGGAGGGGCCGGAGGAAAAGGGAAUCGGUUCUUUUUGUCCAAUGAGAAUCGCGCCCCAAUGACCACAACCCCUGGAGCGAUGGGCCAGGAAAGGACGCUUCAGCUAGAGUUGCGCACCAUGGCUCAUGCUGGACUGGUGGGGUUUCCUAAUUCUGGGAAAUCCUCCCUGCUGAGAGCCAUCUCUAACGCCAGGCCCGCUGUCGCUGCUUAUCCUUUCACAACACUUAAUCCACACGUUGGGAUUGUCGAGUAUAGGGAUCAUGAGCAAGUUGCAGUCGCUGACAUCCCUGGCAUCAUCCGCGGAGCACAUCUCAAUCGAGGUCUCGGCAUCUCUUUUCUACGCCACAUAGAGCGAUGCCGUUUUCUUCUCUUUGUUUUGGAUCUGUCGACUCCAGAGCCUUGGACGCAGCUCAAACACUUGUGCUACGAACUGGACCAGUAUGAGCCCAGUCUGUCCCGGCGUCCUCAGGCCAUCAUAGCCAACAAAAUGGACCUACCUGAAGCCCGGGAGAAGCUCGAGACUCUAAGGGCCCGCGUCAGUGAGAGGGUCAUCCCCGUGUCGGCUCUCACAGGACAGAACACAGAGGAGCUCAUUCUCCAUAUUAGAGAGCUGUAUGAUGGCUACCUCCAAGGAGAGGGCAGUGGGGAGGGAAAAAUCUCUCGGUGGGAGUAAAACAUAAAGUUUUAUUUUUUACUUAAAUUCUUACAAUGCUUUUUCUAUCAUAUAUAUAAAAUGAAAAUAAUUAAAUUUCCUACUAAAUACAUACACAAGAUAAUUUCACUUUAUUAUAUUAAUAUUUUGGCACUUCAGAAUACAGAGAUUAUUGCAAAUUAGCAUCAGGGUUUAUGUUUUAGCAAGUUGUUUCCUUGCAAUGUGUUUGAAAAGAGUUGAUUCACUGCAUGGCAGCCUCAAAUAACUUCUGUUAGGGUACACUGGUUGUUGAGAAAAGCUGUUGUUUGAUAAAAACAACGAAGAGCACCAGCAUCAGUUUAAGGCAAUCUGAAAUUGUGCUAUGUGGGUCAAAAGGUAUGGGUGACUCGGAUUUAGAGGCUGUUGUUGCUUUUUUUGGAUGUAUCAAUUAGACACGAGGGUUCUCAGGAAGCUUUAACCUGCAAACGCUGCUGAGAACUGUCACGGUCUCAUGCAGAGCUUAGACGGAGUCUUAACAUAUUGUUAUUCUUCACUUUGCGACAGCAUUGACUGUGAUCUUGGUUAUUUACAUUUCUGCAUCUGUGACUACCCGCACCCCACUGCUGGCACAGCCUCAGAUCAAACCUGUUAAAGCAACCAUUUCCAGUAAUCGCUUUCUGUUUGCCUUUAUCUGUAACUUAAAUCACUGCAGGAACUUAGGCCCAUUCCAAUUUCAACAUGGCUUCAAGGAUUUUGGGCCAUUUGCCAUUGCACAACCUUAAGGUCCCACAACACAAAAUUUAACACAUUAAAAUGACAUGGUUAUAAAUGUAGCGUUGAAAUGUGUCAUACCAAAUAUACUUUUUAAUAUGAACACAAGGUUUCAGUAUUAUACAUUGAAGGAAACUUGAGUGUGAUAUGUUUAAGUAAUGCACUGCAAGUGAUUUCUGACACCAGGGUCCUAGAUAUAAACCUGCAAAAUCUGCUCUGAGCCCAUUUCUACUUCAAUAUUCUAUGUUAACAUUAGCAUUUUCCUUUAUUGUACUGACAAGUCAUGCUUUUAUUCAUUUUUGACCAGCAUCAAACCUGUUAGACAAGCUGGCAGUGUUUACCUGGAAUCAACGCAGUGGCUCGUUUAGCU
Messenger RNA from Betta splendens (Siamese fighting fish), 2589 nucleotides. It is a transcript of the gene mtg2, whose product is annotated as mitochondrial ribosome-associated GTPase 2. Gene Ontology annotation, cellular component: mitochondrion. Lineage: Eukaryota; Metazoa; Chordata; Actinopteri; Anabantiformes; Osphronemidae. Gene Ontology annotation, molecular function: GTP binding; magnesium ion binding; GTPase activity. The transcript has 6 exons. The record is from RefSeq and is a predicted model, not a curated record. Bases 234 to 1490 code for a protein of 418 amino acids.